UUUACUGCAACCCAGGGGACAUGUCACCAGAGAAAUGGGAGGUGAUGCCAGGCAGCAGAUGUGGCAGCUGUGGGCUUUGAUGGUGGAGUAGAGGCAAUAUGUGUUAAAUUCAGCAGAGGGGGCAGCUGUGGAUGGUGUGGGGCCUAGUGGUUAUAACUGGGGACAGGCACAGUGUUCAGAAAGCCUUUGCAAUUUUCUAGGCUGAGGUAGAUGAAAGCCUGGACUAAGGAAGUGGCUGUGGGAUUGAAAGGAGGUUGGAGGAGCUGACUUUGAGUCCAUGAGGCAGGGGAAAGGGGAAUCAGAUGGGACCAAGGAUGGUAAUGCUAAGAGAACUAAGGGAGGAGGAGAGUCUGGUAUGGUGGGAGAUGUGUAGUUUCCUUGUAGACCUGUUGGAUUUGAGGGGCAGAUGGGUCCAGAGGUCCUGAGGCAGGUUGGAAAGGGGAGUCUGGAGAGUCAUUGUUGUUGGAGUGGAAGGGGGGAAGCCACGUCAUUGGGCUGUGAUGCCCCAGGGACUGACUAGAGAGGCCACCCUGGGAGAGCUCUGACAGUCACAGGAUGUGGCCGCAGGAAAGGAGACCUGGCUGGAUCUGGACUCAUUGGGAGGUAGAGGAGGCAGCAACAUAUAAGAGAGUUUGAAAUGUGAGUCAUUCAACUGGGGACCUUGCUUCUGAGAGGCAGAGGUUGCUGAAAUCUGCCAACAGGUCUGCAAAUCUGCUCACUGGUGAUGUUGCCAACAAUGUUGUGCUCGGUUAGGGAGGGAGAUGUGUGUGGGACAGAAGGUUGUUCUGGAAGGAAGAAGCCAGGGAAAGGUCAGCAGUUGGGUAUCUUUACAGGAGCUCUGUGAGACCAGCCUUGCUCCUGCGCAGGGAGUCGCCUUUGCUAGGGAGGGAGGCAGUGAUCUGGGUGCCUCUGAGGUUGUGGCCCUAAUAUUCAGCUGCUCAGAGCCUGUCCCUGGGACAUUUGGCUGUACUCAUCUGGGGUCUUACCUGCCUGGGGAUCCUAAAUCACAGGCUUUUCAAGCCUUGGAGUUUUCCUUUCCUAUGGGGCCAGGCCCAGAGGCUGAAAGUUCCCCUCUUCCUUUCUUGGGCUUUUCUACUGUUAACAGCAAAGCCCUCCCUCUGCUGCUCAUUGGACGGGUCUGUGAGCCGCGCCAAGGGACCACGUGUUUUGGUAAUAAAUUUCAGAGGCGGGCUUCCCUCUGCUCAGUUGACUUCUGCUGCUGCCUGGGCCUGUUCAGGUUGACAAAGUCAGGGCCAUGGGGCUGUACCAUGUCCUGCUCUUUCUGGCUGUCGCUGCCAUUUAUGCACCCAUCGGUACUGCCGCUGGGUCCCACAGCCUUCGUUAUAACCUCACAGUGGUGUUCCACAACAGAUCUGUGCAAUCAAGACUUUUUGCUGAGGGGCACUUAGAUGGUCAGCCCUGCCUGCACUAUGACAGUGAGAAAGGCAAGGCUGAGCCCAAAGGACUGUGUGCAGAAACUGUCCUGGGAGCUGAGACGUGGGACACAGAGACCAAGGACUUGACAGAGAAGGGGAAGGACCUCCGAAGAACCCUGGCAGACAUCAUGGCUCUGCAGGACCAGAAAGGAGGUGAGAAUGGGAAGAGGGCACAAGUGAUACGCAGCCUUUUCCAGGAACGUUUGGGGCAAACAGCAGGGACCUGUGCCUUUCCACGGGAUUUGGAUGGGGGUGGGGGUGAGGACAGGGGGCUGUGGAGUUCAGCACAGAGGUGGCCAUUACUCAGCCAGCACAGGAAGCCAUGGAGGAGAGAAGGGAGGGCCCCUUGGCUGGAGUUUCUCACUUGGUCAGGGAAGGUAGAAGGACACAGGGAAUGGAGAAGUCACUGCUGGGUGGGGGCAGACUUUCAUUCCCUCCAGGAGAUUUGGGGCUGCGAGAUCCAAGCAGACAACCAUGCCAGGGGCUUGAGGCAUUUCUACUAUGAUGGGAAGCUCUUCCUCUCCUAUAACUCCACGACCUGUGGAUGGACAGUGCCCCAGUCCUCGGCUAAGACCGUGGCUAUGGAGAUCAAGAAGUCCUGGGACGCAGAUGGCUUUCAAAGCAAGGAUUACUGGGCCCAGGUGCAGGGAGAGCUUUGUGGAAGACUGCAGAGAUAUGUGGAAUCCUGGAUGGGCUUCAUGGAGAGAACAGGAAUUUGGCUUCAGGGUACAGGACAGACUUGGAGAAGGUCUGGGGUCCAUGAGAGCUUCAGCCAGAGUUGGAAAGUGCCCCCAGCAGUGAACGUGACCUGCAGCCAGGCUGCGGAGGGCGUGGUCAACGUGACGUGCUGGGCUUUCAGGUUCUCUCCCCGGAACAUCUCAGUGACCUGGCUUCGGGAUAAGAAACCCCUGAACCAACAUGUCCAGCAGUCUGGGGGUGUCCUGCCUGAUAGGAAUGGGACCUACCAGACCUGGGUGGCCAUAAGGAUUCCCCAAGGAGAGGAGCAGAGGUUCACGUGCUACGUGGAACACAGUGGGAACCACAGCACAUACCCUGUUCCACUCGGAAAGGCCCUGGUGCAUCAGAGUGGAUGGCCAGCCAUUCUGGGUGUCGCUGUUGUUGGUGUUAUUAGUUCCAUUACUCUGUUUGCCCUUUGGUACAAGAAGAAGAAGAAGACAACAUCGGCUGCAGAGAGCCCAGAGCUCCUUAGCCUACAACACCUGGGUCACCGCCAGAUGCCACCAACAGACCUGAAUGACACCAGCCAGCUGGGAUUUCAGUCUCUGUUGUCAGCCCCUGAGUCCAUUGAUUCAACUGAGGGAGCACAGAGUCUGCAGCCAGGAGGCCUGAAUUCAGCUCCCUGCUCUGGUCUUACCAGCACUUUCCCUCUUGGUGCCUCGGUUUCCUCAUCUGUGAAAUGGGGGAAAUAACAGUAUUUAUUUCCAGUUUUGGUUGGCAGAAUCAAAACUGUUAAUAUAUAUAACACGUAUAUUAUGUCAUAUAUAACAUAAUUUGCAGCUCACUACAUUAUUUAACAAUAUUUUUGUUAUUUUAUGUUACAGUGUAUUACCUCUAUAAUAAUUAUAUUAUUGUCACUGAGCAUUAUCUGUAAGUUCCUUUGUCAUGGUUCUUCCUGAGGAGUCCAAUACCAGCUUUCCUGGCACCUGGAAGUCCAUUCACCCCCCAUCAUACUCGUAUAUGCAUUACUUCAUAUCUACCACGUCUGUAUAAUUUCCUAUUGUAAGUGUUUAAAUGCUCUUUCAACAUA
Molecule: messenger RNA, 3204 nt
Organism: Diceros bicornis minor
Lineage: Eukaryota; Metazoa; Chordata; Mammalia; Perissodactyla; Rhinocerotidae
Product: MHC class I polypeptide-related sequence B-like
Exons: 6
Coding region: 1256-2866 (536 amino acids)
Biological process (GO): positive regulation of T cell mediated cytotoxicity; antigen processing and presentation of endogenous peptide antigen via MHC class Ib; immune response
Cellular component (GO): external side of plasma membrane
Molecular function (GO): peptide antigen binding; signaling receptor binding
Source: RefSeq, a predicted model, not a curated record